AUGCAAUUUGAGGACAAUCCCAUCCCUUUAGGCUUAGAUUCUUAUGUCAAAUGUUUAUGCGAUUUAGUUAUGCCUUAUUUGAUGCCAAAGCGAACAUCCAUUGGAAUGGUUAUGAUUGAGGGGCCCAUCGGUUCCGGAAAGAAGACAAUUGUGAGAGCGAUGUGUAAGAACUGGAAUCUCCAUCUCUAUCACGUGAACACUAAUGACAUAUUGGGUGAUACGGGCGGACAAACGGAAACUAAGAUGAGGGCCGCGCUCUCGAAAGCAAUGGUGUAUUCGCCGACUGUUGUCAUGAUUUCCAAUAUUAAUAUUCUGGCGAACAAUGAGUUAUUCGAUGACUCGAGGAUUGCAAAGAUUUUCAGUCAAACAAUGUUUGAAAUGAAUGACGCGAACAAAGUGGAUGGUCUCGAUGUGGAGGAAAGGGAGUCUAUAUUAAGAUCACUUAUGGGACAAAUACCCACCAGUGAUGUCCACUUCAAAGAAUUGGCCCAAAAGAGCUCUACAUUGAAUUUGUCUGAUUUAAAAGCUUUAGUCUUAAAAGCUCUCAAAUAUGCUUUCGAGUCAUUUAAUGAUAACAAUGACAACAUAGAUGCGAGUGAUUUAACCCUAUCAGGAGUGGUUGUGACCAAUGAUUAUCUCGUGAGAGCUUUGAAUGAUUUGCAGAAAAUGCAUUCCGAAGCAAUCGGUUCACCAAACAUCCCAAAUGUUAAAUGGGAGGACAUUGGAGGUCAUGAAGCAAUUAAAUCGGAAAUUUUAGAUACAAUACAAUUACCCCUCGAAUGUCCACAACUGAUAUCUCUUGGUUUCAAGCGCUCAGGAGUUCUUCUAUACGGCCCGCCCGGCACUGGGAAGACACUGCUGGCCAAAGCAGCCGCCACUCAGUGUUCUCUUAACUUCUUGAGCGUUAAGGGACCGGAACUGAUCAAUAUGUUUGUCGGACAAAGUGAAGAGAAUGUCCGCAAUAUAUUCUUGAGGGCCCAGAAGUGCGCGCCGUCUGUCAUAUUCUUUGAUGAAUUGGAUUCAUUGGCGCCAAACAGAGGCCAUAGCGGAGACUCCGGUGGUGUUAUGGAUAGAGUGGUGUCUCAAUUGUUGGCAGAAAUGGAUGGAAUCAAUAAAUGUAAUCAAGUGUUUGUGAUCGGGGCCACAAACAGAGUGGACCUAUUGGACAGCGCACUCCUUAGGCCCGGAAGGUUUGACCGUUUAUUAUAUGUGGGAAUCGCUGAGGACUCUGAAUCAAGACUUAAGAUAUUAAAGGCUUUGACCCGAAAAUUUAAUUUCGAGAGUGAUCUCGAUUUGGAAGGGAUUGAGAGGUUGUGUCCGUCCGGCCUGUCGGGCGCCGACUUGUACUCCAUUUGUUCCAAUGCUUUGAUGAAAGCAAUUGAGAGGAAUAUUCGACAAUUGAAUGACAAGACUCUGGCCGAAGAGGAAUUAAGCGAAAUUGUGGUACAAAUGUCUGAUUUCACAUAUAAUGCAUAUCUCGAGAACAUGUCUGGAAUCGAGUUAGCGAAUGAUCGACUCAUUGAUGCGUGUAAUGGAUGGGGAGAUGGAAGCGAUGAGCGGAUGUGCCGUUAUUUGAGGAGUUUCUGCGCCCUUUCGUUAGCGCCUUGUAUUCGGUUCUUAUUAGACUCGGCCUUAUCAUUGAUUCGACCCAACUGUUGGUUCUGA
Oppiella nova is the source of this 1665-nucleotide messenger RNA. The record is from the annotation of a GenBank genome assembly. Lineage: Eukaryota; Metazoa; Arthropoda; Arachnida; Sarcoptiformes; Oppiidae.